Messenger RNA from Phycomyces blakesleeanus NRRL 1555(-), 1836 nucleotides. RefSeq lists its product as hypothetical. The record is from RefSeq and is a predicted model, not a curated record. Lineage: Eukaryota; Fungi; Mucoromycota; Mucoromycetes; Mucorales; Phycomycetaceae. Bases 1 to 1836 code for a protein of 611 amino acids. The transcript is spliced from 2 exons.
AUGGGUCAAACGCACUCUAGAAAGGGCCCAGAAAAGGCUCGAGUCAGUACAAUCGUCAUCAAUGACACCCCGUCCAUUCCCACAACACAUCGUCGCAAUCCUGGAAUAGAACGACCCCGGUCGGGCUACCAACAUGUCAAACGAAAACUCAAACGCAUCGAACUGUUCUCUCUUCAUCAGGUCUUUGACGAUCUAAAGACAACAUUUCCUGACGAUCAGUUUGAAUGCAUUGAGCCCAAACGAUUUUUGGAACACUUGGAUUUACCACCUCAAAUUGAGCCUGCAGGAGUUCUACUUUUCAAAUCAUUUUCGUAUCUUGGCACCUUCCCGAAUUGUGUUUCAUCUGGAGCAGUCCCGCUCUCACUCGAUGCUUUUAUCACUGCGUUUGUCCUCUUGUCCGGAAGAAUGGAUACAGAAGACGAUGAUUCGUUGUUCGAAGACCUGUUUUUCGAAUCCUUAGCUAUCCUGCCUGCACCCCGUACGACCGAAAUACCACCAGCUGCGGAAGCCAUAGUACCCCAGACAGUUGCAGAGGUUGAAACCGGCGCCCAAGAGCCAUCGAGUUCCUUACCUCGAGGUCUUUCACUUGCUGAUCUGGGUGUUCAGUUUGAUGACUUUGAUCUUGAAAACGACACAAGUCCAGAGGAAGACAAGGAGGAGGAAGAGGAAGGAUUGAGCAUCCUUCGAAAAGAUUUGAUAAAUCUCUUUGAGCUUCUUUUGUGGAUUGUUGAGAUGGAGAAACAGGAGAGCAUGAUAAUACCCUUAUUGAAGCCUGCCAAGAUUGACUUUGACAAUAUUUCAAUAAUGGCAGAGCGUGUAGUUAACUCAAUUAAACCAAAAGACGCGUCCAACACAUCACCCCAACAAGCUGCCGAUCAAUGCAUUUCCCACAGACAGUUCCGCACAUGGAAAGAACGUAAUGCACCCCAUCUUUUUAAGACCAUUCAAUCGUUUAUAUACAGCAAAUUUGCCAUGUGUACCCAGCACUCUUUAGCAGCCAUGUCUGACCUUGUACUCAAACAAGAUACUGUGCCGGUACCAAAUGUAUCAGACAUACUCGACCCACUCUAUUGUUCGCUUCUCUGCUGGCGUUUGCCAGAAAAGUGUCUCAAAAACAAACAGUGGGAACGACUUUACUCUGGUGAUCAAGAUGGCUUUUCCAUGAACCGAUUUGCAAGCCAUGUGUUCAAGUACCCAGAUCCUACCCUUAUCAUUAUCCAAGCCGAGAUCACCUCAGAUUCUCCCAAUUCAGCAUCAUCAUCAUCACCACCACUAACCACUCUCAUUCUUGGUGCUUAUAUUCCAGAACCAUGGAAGAGUUCAAAACACUAUUGGGGAGGCUCGGAUUGUUUUGUGUUUGAGCUCUCGCCCACAUUUGAAGUCUAUCGACCUACGGGCCGCAAUGAUCAAUACGUGUACUACCACCCUGAUGUUGGAAUCGCUUUUGGAGGAACAUCCGUUCUUUCUCUCCCGCCAAAAGCAAACACCAAGCGCACCUCGGCGGCGGCUGCUCCCCAAUUAGACAACUUUCUCAUCACACUCGACAAUUCUCUUCAGAAUGGAUCUUACAAACAAGAAUCAUAUCCAGAGAAGCCCACAUUUGAAAAAUCUGCUGCUCGGAAAUCAUUCUCGUAUACCUUUCAGACCGUAGAUAUGGAAGUCUUUGGGCUUGGAAAUGAAAAGGCACGAAAUGCUCAAGAAAAAGAAUGGCAAUUUGAACAACGAGAGGCUAUGAAGAGAGCUGGCGUUAAUAUUCGUCGAGAUGAUCAGUCUGUGGAUAAGGAGAUGCUUCGAAUGGCAGGCAUAAUUAAUGAUGAAGAUAGACAAGAACGUUAA